AUGCGGAUCGAGUUAUUUUCAUCCGUUUGCAUCAUUAUAUUGGACCAGGGACCAGGCUGUUUGUCCGGGAGAGAUGAAAAUUUAAAAGAAAAUCCUCCAUCCACCUUUGUCCUCGACACAAGAAAUUUGCCGAGAGCUUCGAUGCAUUCACCUGAGAAUGUGAAAGCCUUCACAGAAACACGGAGGUCGGAGUUUUUCCUGUCACCGGGCACAAACAAUGCCCUAUUGUGCGAGGUUCCCCGCCCGCUACCGCCCUACGGCUCGGAACUGCUGAGGAAACGAGCGUCUUUUGUUUCCAUACCUUCCCAGACCCGUGCGGAAACGGGAACUUUGAACCCGCGGUCACCUGUGACCCCACACAUGUCAUCUGGACUCACAGACUCAUUACAUUUAGACUCUUAA
Pieris macdunnoughi is the source of this 402-nucleotide messenger RNA. The record is from the annotation of a GenBank genome assembly. NCBI's taxonomy places the organism in Eukaryota, Metazoa, Arthropoda, Insecta, Lepidoptera, Pieridae.